GAAUUUCCAAUUUUAAAUUUAUUUGUUACAAAUUGUUGCAAACCUUUUUUGAUUCUAUUUGGAAUAUUUCCCUAUCAACACAAUGAAUUAUUUCCUUACGUAAAAUUUAAAAACAUUAAAAUAGACAUUGGGUAAAUUCAACAACUGUAAUAUAUUAAUUAACAACAAUUUUCUCAGCAUUUUCGGUAAUAUGAAAAAAUAGGCAAACAAGACAUAUGGCUGACCACAAACUGUUGUUUAUCAUCAUUCAAACUAAACAUCAAGAAGUUCACAGUCGAUCAUAUUAUUAUCAACUUACAUAGUUCAACCCAGUGAUCCACUUAAUAAAUGUCUUUACAUAAUAAUAUCUACAGUAAUAAGUCAACACAAUUAAAUAAUUCAUCACAGUGUAAUAAUAGUCAUUCUGUUGGAUUGAGUCAAUACAAACCAUAUCUAAAUAUGAUUACAAACUACGAAUUUCAUAAUCGUUUUCCUCAAAGUCAAUCAAAAGAAGUUUUGAAACAAUAUUCUGGUGAAUUUGAAAGUUUGGGCGAUGAAACACGUUUCUAUCAAGGUUAUCAAUUGAGUAUGAGUGAUUUGAAAAAAGCUACAACCGCUUCCAAGCAAACAGCAGGUUGCUUAUUUACAAAUUUUGAAGAUGUUAGGUUAACUGAUGAAGAACGUGUUUAUUUGAAUGCAGCGGCGACAGGCGAUAUUGGCAUCAUUCGUAUGUCAUUAGAAGAUACUGAUGAGUCAACUGACUUCAAUGUAAAUUGUGUUGAUUAUAUGGGACGCAAUGCAUUACACCUUGCUGUUGAUUCAGAAAAUACUGAAGUAAUGGAAUUAUUAUUAGACAAAUUAAAUUUUGAAUGUAUCGAAGAAGCUUUAUUACAUGCUAUCAGUAAAGGACAUCCUAAACUAGUACGUGUUAUUAUUGAACAUCCAAAUUAUCAAGCUGGUGAAGAUCAAAUUAAACGAAUGGAUUCAAGAAAUGCAUUUUUUCGUACAACAGAAAAAAGUCAAUUUUCACCUGAUAUAACACCAUUAAUUCUAUCAGCUCAUUAUAAUAAUCAUGAGAUGGUACAAAUGUUUUUAUCACGUAAUCAUACAAUUGACAAACCACAUUCAAUAUCAUGUCAAUGUAAUGAUUGUCAAGUUAGACAAGAUUAUGAUUCAUUGAAACGUUCACGUUCUAGGCUAAAUGCUUACCGUGCCUUAGCAAGUCCAGCUUAUAUGGCAUUAAGCAGUCCUGAUCCAAUAAUGACAACAUUUCAACUACGUCAAGAAAUGAUGAAAUUAGCAGAAAUUGAAAAAGAAUUUAAGAAAGAGUAUCUUAUGCUUGUUGAGAAGUGUAUGAAUUUCGCAUGUGAAAUGAUGGAUCUUUGUCGGGGUACACAAGAAGUUGAAGCGGUUAUCUCAGAUUUCUUAGAAGAUGGAACAAAUAUCCGCGAUCCACUCGGUCGUCUACGACUUGCUAUACGCUUCGAGGAGAAAAAGAUUGCUCGUUCAAUGCGAUGUCCGGCAGCUAAAUUUGCAACUCAUGUUGUAUCCCAUUUUUUAUUUUUAAUAUUACUCGCUGCAGCAACAUUCCGUUUAGAAGAGAAUUAUGAUGCAUUAUUAGACGAACAAAUGCUUGGUACAGGGGAUGAAGAAACAAUACGACAAUGGGUACAAAAAAACUUUCGACCAUCUAAAGCAAUUAUAACACAUGUUCAAAUAUGUAUUGUAUUGUGGGUAGCCGGACUACUACUUGCUGAUAUUAAACAUAUCUACUUUGCAGGAUUCAGGUCUUAUAUAUGUAAUGCAUAUAAUUUACUAAAUUUUUGUAUAUUAUCCAUGUAUAUUGGUUCGUAUACAUUACGUAUAAUUGUUGACCGUUGGGUACGCGAAUCAGAUCUAUUCUUUAAUGCAACAACUCAAGUGAAUUUUUUAUUGCAAACAAAUAAUAGUAUAUUAGUACAUCAAAUGGUACAAAAUUGGACACAGUCAUGUCAUCAUGAUAAAAGUUAUUUUAUUACCGCGUCCCGAUUUCGUUGGAAAUAUGAUGAUCCUGAAAUUGUAUCUGAUGUUAUGUUUGCAGUAGCUAAUGUAGUUAGCUUUGCUCGUACCACGUAUUUGAUGCCAGCUUUUGAAGCACUAGGUCCAUUACAAAUUUCAUUUACCAGAAUGCUUACAGAUAUUACACGAUUUAUGGUUCUAUAUUUAUUGGUGUUGUUUGCAUUUAUGGUUGGUCUGCAUAACCUCUACUGGUAUUACGGUUUACAAACAUUUAAGACCUAUGAUGAAGUAACAAAUACUACACAGACGCUAGUUGCAACAGAAAUGUUCGAAGGACUUCGUCAUACACUGUACAGUUUAUUCUGGUCAAUGUUUAGUCAAGUCAGUAUUAGUAAAUUACCGAUUCGUAAACCAGAUCAAGCUGAACAUAAAUACACAGAUGGUAUGAUUGACACUGAUUCACCGACAACGAUUGUUGAUAGUGUCGGUAUGGUACUAUUUGCUGUGUAUCAUGGUAUUAUAAUCAUUGUAUUGGUCAACAUGUUAAUUGCUAUGAUGAGUCAUUCAUUUGAAAGUAUUCAGGAAGAUUGUGAUGUUGAAUGGAAAUUUGCAAGAACUCAAUUAUGGUUAAAUUAUAUUGAUAAUGGUAGUACAUUACCAGUACCAUUUAAUGUGAUACCAACUCCGCACAGUGUUGCAAACGCAAUAAAAUUUAUGCGUAAUAUUUUUACAGAUGAAGUUGGAUUUGUCAGUGGAAAUAUACGAAGUACAGAUUUUGUCAAAGUGAGAAGAGAUAAAGUUGUAAAAGACAAAGAUUUAACUAUUCAAGAAACAUCACAUUCAGAUAUUAUGCAACGACUUGUUAGACGUUAUUUAUUCAAAAUGGAAAGAGAAAAUGAUGAUAAAGAUGCUGAAGAAUUUCCACCAUCAGUAACGGCUGUUGGAGGUAGAACAACUUAUGAAAAUCCACAAAAUCCUUAUCAACUAAGUGUACAAAGUGGAGCCCCCACAAUUAAUACAAGUCAACCAAGUAGUAAACGUUUGAAAAAACAAACAUAUAGUGCAGGACGAAGAUGUUCAUCAUCUGUAGGUAAUAUGACAAUAGGUGGUGCAGGUUGUUUAUUAGGUGGGCUCAAUCUACAACUACCUCAGUUAGAUGCGAUACAACGUAUGCAAAGAAUACUGGAUAUGCGUUUACAAAAUCUUCAAGCUCAAUCAGACCAAUUAAAUUAUGCCUCCGGUAAUGCUCGUAUUAAAGAAGAAAUAUCUCAUGUUCGUCAAUUUAUGAGUGAAAGUCAAAAAGCGUUAUCAUGUAUUGUCAAGGCUGUAUCACAAAUGCAAGAUCAAGUGGUACAACUGAAUACUAACAUGGAACAAUGGAUAUUAGCUCAAGCUAGUGGACAUUAAAUUCGUACUGUUUUCAUGGGACAACGUAAAUCUAGUACAAAAUCACGUGACCGACAUCGUCGUGAUCGUAGAGAAAGAGACCGUGAAUGGGAAUCAUUCGUACGUGAAGCAUAAACCUAUAUAUAUAGUUUAAAUAAAACUAAAAAGACAAUUUCUCCCUUUUUUCAAACAAACACAAAAGUCCAUACAAACAAUUCAAUACAUAAAAUGUAUUAAUCAUUACUAUUCACUUUCUUCUCACUCCAAUUAAACUUACAAAUAUUUUACAAAACAAUAUUUACUUUAGUCGGUAAAAAUAUUCAAAAUUAUCAGCCAAGAAGCAUGACAAAAGUGGAUUUUUGGAAAUAUAAAAAAAGUAUAUGAGAGAUUCAGUGUAAAAUUUUAAUCUUGAUCUGUGAUCCCAUAAAGCAAAACAAUGAACAUGUUUAAAAAUUAACUUUUGCUUUAUUAGCAUGAAAAAUAAUUAAGUAAUUUAGUCAAACUUUUUUCAGGAUAAAUAUACUGAGGUAAUG
Molecule: messenger RNA, 3896 nt
Organism: Schistosoma curassoni
Lineage: Eukaryota; Metazoa; Platyhelminthes; Trematoda; Strigeidida; Schistosomatidae
Source: the annotation of a GenBank genome assembly